UUCGCUGCUGGUACCCAAACACAUUGUUAAAGCCGCUGUUUCUGCAGGCUAAUGCUGGACAACUAAGACUGGAUUCUUCUGUUUGCUGGAAUAUUGAUCUGUGAAAAUCGCCGGACUGAUCGCGUUUUUCUUCUGCUGGAUGGUUUUAUCGGAGCAGCAGCUGUUGCCAUGACCACAGAUGAGGUGGAAAGUCACCAGAAGAAGCCGAAGCAACAGGAGGAACCCAGCCAGGACGCUCGGCCACCGUCUCCUGAGGAUGAGCAGCUCCGGCUACGAAACCGUAACUCUGCCGGCCGUGGUCUCUCGCGCCUCUUUUCAUCCUUCCUGAAAAGGCGUUCACAGUGUGAGAGUGAAGGUGGAGACAGGGGGAAUACGGAAGAAGAAGAGGCUAAAGCUCCAAUAGCUGACCCUGAGCCUGAACUAAGAGUAGAGGGAGAGGUUGCUCUGGACCAGCACUCUGUCAGCAGCACUGAGGCUCAGGUAGAGAAAAAAGAAGCUGAGGAGGACAAGGGUGGAAAAGAGAAGGAGAACAGCGAUGAAAAAGGAGAGGAAGUUGUCACUGAAAAGGAGGAGGACAAGGAAAAGGAAUCUGGUCCUGAAGGAGAGGAAAAGGGAGAGAAGAAGGAGAAGACAUCAGAGGUUGAGGCCAAACCACCUAGAGCCCCACGCCGACCAAAGACCAUGCAGAUCAAAGUCACCCUACUGGACGACACCCUGUAUGAGUGUGAGCUGGAUAAACAUGCCAAAGGCCAGGAGCUCUUCAUGAAGGUAUGUGACCACCUCAAUCUGCUGGAAAAAGACUACUACGGCCUGGCCAUCUGGGAGACCCCCACAAUGAAGACUUGGAUGGACCUGACCAAAGAGAUCCGCAGGCAGGUACAAGGUGCCAACUAUAAUUUUACUUUCAAUGUGAAAUUCUAUCCACCGGACCCGGCCCAGCUGUCAGAAGACAUUACAAGGUACUACCUUUGUCUCCAGCUGCGGAAGGACAUCCUACAGGGCAGACUUCCCUGCUCCUUCGUCACCUUGGCUCUCCUCGGCUCCUAUGCCCUGCAGUCUGAGCUCGGCGAGUACGACCCUGAGGUGCACGGGAACGAAUAUGCUAAGGAGAUGAAAAUGGCCCAGGGUCAGACUAAGGAGCUAGAGGACAAAAUGAUGGAGCUGCAUCAUACAUACAGGUCAAUGACUCCAGCCCAGGCAGACCUGAUGUUCCUGGAAAAUGCCAAGAAACUGUCCAUGUAUGGAGUGGAUCUUCAUCAGGCAAAGGAUCUGGAUGGUGUGGACAUCAUGUUGGGAGUGUGCUCUGGUGGUCUGAUGGUUUACAAAGACAAGCUGAGGAUCAACCGCUUUCCCUGGCCCAAAGUCCUCAAGGUCUCCUACAAGCGCAGCAGCUUCUUCAUCAAAAUACGACCAUCUGAGGUGGAACAGUACGAGAGUGCCAUUGGCUUUAAACUGCCAAAUUAUAAAGCUGCCAAGAAGUUAUGGAAAGUGUGUGUUGAACAUCACACCUUCUUCAGGCUGACCUCCACUGAGAUGGCCACCACUCCCAGGAAGUUCCUGGCCCUGGGCUCCAAGUUUCGUUACAGUGGACGGACUCAGGCUCAGACCAGACAGGCCAGCUCGCUGAUUGACCGACCAGCUCCGCUGUUUCAGCGCACUUCCAGCAAGAGGAACUCCCGCAGUCUGGAUGGAGCAAUGGCGUCUACUCCUGACAACAAAUCCAGUCGUCCAGUCAGUGCCCCUGUUAUGUCACCAGUGUCUCCAGGAGAGGCGACACCAUCACCACUGCUGCAUCGCCAUGACUACCACGAUGGCUCCACACCCAGAAGCCAACGCUACACAGACAGGAAGGUGGAGGUAAAGGCCGAAAGUAAGCCAGAACACACCAAGAGCCACAGCCCAAAGCCAGAGUCUACUCCAGAAAUCAAGACCGUGGCCCGGAGAGAGAGGCGACACUCCCCAUCAGUGACCGGUGGGGAGAGAAAGAGCCAGGGAAAACAGCACUCGCUUCAGGACAAAAAGCUGGAAAUGGUUCGAGUGAGAAAGAAGAGAGCUAAGAGACUUGAGGGUGAAACUAUUUAUAUCAGACAUAGCAAUUUAAUGCUGGAGGACCUGGACAAGACCCAGACAGAGAUCAUGCGCCACCACACCAGUAUCAGUGAGCUGAAGAGAAGUUUUAUGGAGUCAGUACCAGAACCUCGGCCCAGUGAGUGGGACAAGCGUCUUUCCACCAAUUCACCGCUCCGCUCAGUCAGUAUCAACGGCCAGCUGCAACCAGCGUCUCCUGUGCUAAAGACCCAGACAGUCACCAUCUCAGAUGUCACCAACUCCCUACGAGGAACUGUGACCUACAAGGACAUCCCAUUAGUUCACACUGAAACCAAGACCAUCACAUACGAGUCAUCACAGCCUGUGGACAGCCUGGCCGAGAGAGACUCAGGAGUCCUGCUGAGUGCCCAGACCAUCACCUCCGAGACCAUCAGCACCACCACCACCACCCAGAUCACCAAGACGGUGAAAGGAGGGAUCUCUGAGACUCGCAUUGAGAAGAGAAUCGUCAUCACUGGAGACACUGAAAUCGAUCAUGACAAGAUCAGCCACACUUUGUCCCGCUCACAUUCCUCCUCCUCUCUUGUGUCUCCAUCCCACACUGACCUGUCAACACCAGACCCGACCAGCCGGCUGAAGUUUCACCUCCAUGACUGGAGUUUGUCUUCACCAGGAGAUUCACAAGAACUCUUCCAGUAUUCCCAACAAUCCCCCUGUUGUUUAUUUAUUGCCAACAGAGCAACUGCUGGAGUUUUGAAUAAAAACAAAUCUUUUUAGUCUAAUCGGGGUGCAGCAUUUGUGGAUUUACUUUUCUCCGGUUUGCGUGGAGAUUUUAAGGAAAAACAAUCAAAGGACAUUUGGUCUUUUAAUAUGGAGAUAACUGGUUCUUUAUUUUUCUACGGCUUUUCUUACCAUCAGAAUUGGUUAUCAAUAACUUGGAAGUCGACAGUUUUUUAACUAUAUAUUGAAAACAGAAAUCAGGAUUGUUGCUGAUAUUGAUUGGGAUUGUUGGUACUGGAGCAUCCUUCUUUAAUUUAAAGUUUAGUCUUAUAUAAUGUACAGUAAGUAUUUUAUUUUCCCUCUAAGUGUGAAAAAUAUUUUUUCAAUUCAUGUAUAGGUAGAUUAAUUUUAUGGAAGCGGGUGGUGGGGGGGUUUGGGGUGGGGGGGUUGCCUAUCACCUUAUUAAAAGCUCAGACAUCUGUGGACUGAUUUUUACAUCUUUUGGUUGUUUUAGCUGUUGUUGUUGUAGUACUGGUGUCUCAUAAAGACAGAGUACUUAAAGAAGUUCCCUCUUUCUUUGUUUCCAGCUCUGUCUUUUUCUUGUGUGUUUCAUGGUUUAGGUUUAGAGCCAGCACAGCAUCCCAGUUUGAUCGUUUUAGUCAUUUCUACUGAGCAUGGCAUUAUUGUCUAGUGUUCCUGAAUUUAUUUAACAUUUCAAUCUUAUCUCCUACCAAAUGGACAGUGUCUACUCAUCCAUGGAGACAGAAAUCCAAUGUUUGUUUACCUGCUUGAUUGAUAAUAAAUUGUUGACUAGUUAAAAAUAA
Messenger RNA from Melanotaenia boesemani (Boeseman's rainbowfish), 3593 nucleotides. RefSeq names its product erythrocyte membrane protein band 4.1a (gene epb41a). The record is from RefSeq and is a predicted model, not a curated record. NCBI's taxonomy places the organism in Eukaryota, Metazoa, Chordata, Actinopteri, Atheriniformes, Melanotaeniidae. Gene Ontology annotation, cellular component: plasma membrane; cytoskeleton. The coding region runs from base 169 to 2826 and encodes 885 amino acids. Gene Ontology annotation, molecular function: actin binding; structural molecule activity. The transcript has 20 exons. Gene Ontology annotation, biological process: cortical actin cytoskeleton organization.